AUGAUUGGCAACGUCUCCCUAUCCAACGACGGAGGUAUAAACUACUCCUCUGACCACAACAGUCUCUUGGAGAACGACUCCUCCCGCUCCUCUCCCUACGAAGUCCCUGAGAUCGAGGCCUGCCUUUACUAUUUCGGUCUCCGGGGCCCCAGGCAUCGCGGUCCCAAGCUGAUCUUUCGGACGUCCAAGGAUGCCUUCCCAGCGCCCUCGGGGCCAGAGCAACAUCCUCGUCACAUGAGGCUUCGGCCAGUCUAUGACCACCACAUACUUAGCAAGGGCGAUCUGUGGCCCACGAUUCGUUCCGAGGUUGUCAGACUUCUCGACCGGCGAAACAUCCAGCUCUCAUCUGUCGACCUUGUUCGUUUCAGCUGGGACGACGAAAAUGACGGGGGCGACGGGUACGACUCCGACAUCGGGUUUUUGCCAUCCAGGACAGUGGUUACCACACCCGUCACGAUUUGGGUGGGAGUCUUGCCCGAUACUCUUACCGGCGAGGUGGCAUUCAAAUCUUCCAACGACAUCCUCGAUCUCCUCAAGGAGCAUGGCAUUUUCGAUGUCGAUGUUGCGUACCGUGAGUCAGUGGCUAAGGGUUCCAGUGGUCCUGAACUGUUCGCACCCGUCUGGGAUUUCGAUCCCCUCAAGGCCGUCAUCGAUCCCGUGACUACGUCACUUAGCCUGCCUAUUGCUGGCUUCGAGACGCUCUAUAGCCAGGGAAAAUUGGGUUUCUACUUCAGAGUGGGUCACAAUCUGUACGCCGUCACGGCCCGCCACGUCCUGUUCCCUGAAAACGAAGGUAAUAAUGCAUACUCCUACGUCGCCGGGCCCAAGAAGGAGGUCGUCCUCAUGGGCAGCAAAGAUUUUAACGACUUCCUCGCGUCUAUCCAGGACCAUUUCGACAUCAUGCACCACACGGUUGGUAUCUUGGAGCGGCGCGCUACUACGUUAACUGCUAGGGCGGAGGGCGAUGGCCCUACCGCCAAGCAGGCGGCAAGGGAGCUGGAGGUGACUCGACGCCAGCUGCCCAAGACACGAGAGGCGAUUGAGGCGCUCAAGAAUUUCUUUGUGAAGAUGAAGACGGAGUGGACGAGCCCGAAGGACCGGAUCAUUGGACACGUCGUCUGGGCACCUCCCGUCAGUGUCCAUCCCGCCCCUCACAGUUAUACGAUGGAUGUUUGCGUCAUCGAGCUCGACAAGAAGAAGUUCUUGAAAAACUUCAGAGGCAACGUGCUCGACUUAGGCCCUGAGAUCCAACCCGGCAAGUUUAUGAGCUUGAUGUACCCUCCCGUCGAUUCGCCGUCCGACUUCGAUUAUCCAGUCGAUCGUCUCCUCAAGCUCCGAGGCAUUCUCUCCGCAGAAGAGAUACGCACGCCGAAUAACAAAGACCACAAAGGCGACCCCAUGCGAUACGUUAUAAAACGCGGUCUCACCACGCUCACCACGAUUGGCUGUUUGAAUGGAUUUGAGUCUCAUGUUCGCCGCUACUUUGCCCUAGGCAGCCGCGAUUCGGUAGAAACAGCAGUCUACCCCUAUGAUACCAUCUCCGGUCCGUUCUCUAGGGGCGGGGACUCUGGGUCCAUCAUCGUCGACGCCCUUGGCAAGUUCGUCGCCCUCCUCACCGGUGGCACGGGACCAACCGAUUCCUCCGAAAUCACGUUUGGGACGCCAAUGCACUGGCUCUGGGACAUCAUCAAGACUCAGUUCCCCGGUGCCGACCUCUAUUUCGAUGCCGACGACAACUAG
Messenger RNA from Pisolithus orientalis, 1740 nucleotides. RefSeq lists its product as uncharacterized. The coding region runs from base 1 to 1740 and encodes 579 amino acids. The transcript has 5 exons. Lineage: Eukaryota; Fungi; Basidiomycota; Agaricomycetes; Boletales; Pisolithaceae. The record is from RefSeq and is a predicted model, not a curated record.